This is a messenger RNA of Mercurialis annua (annual mercury), 1706 nucleotides long. RefSeq names its product adenine nucleotide transporter BT1, chloroplastic/mitochondrial. Lineage: Eukaryota; Viridiplantae; Streptophyta; Magnoliopsida; Malpighiales; Euphorbiaceae. Gene Ontology annotation, biological process: transmembrane transport. The record is from RefSeq and is a predicted model, not a curated record. The transcript has 3 exons. Bases 412 to 1539 code for a protein of 375 amino acids.
CACUCUUCACUCACACACAGACUCCUUCAGCCCAAAUGCAAUAACCUAAUUCUUCUACGCCUACCACCAUUAAACUAUUCUCUCUCUACCAAUAUUUAAACCCUGAACAAAUGGAAAGGUAGAGAGAGAAACAAAACUCAGUCACCUACCCUCUAAACUUUCUCUCUCUAGAUUGUUUUGUUGGUUUCUCAGAAAGUUUAUACCUUUUUCAUCUUCUCUUUGGUUUUCUCGUCCAUUUUUUAUUGAAUUCUUCAAUUACUCCCCUCCAUUUCUCAAAUUCUCCCCUGCCCAUUUCACAAAAAUGAAUUUUCUGAUGACCCAUUUGUUAAAAAUCUAAUCUUUUCAUUGAUUGAGAGCUUAUAAAUUGUUCUAUUUAUAAGGUUUUUAUUAUUGGGUAGGCGAGAAAUUCAGAUGUUUGAUGAAAAUAGACCCGGGUUUCUCUCAAUCUCUGGUUUGGAUUCUCAAUGGAGUUUCCAAGAUGGGAGCUUUAUUCCAGGUGGUGGGCUUUUUGCCAGUGUUAAUCAGAUGGGAAUGGGAUUCCCAAAUCCAAGUGAUAACAGCAGCUUGAAAUCUUUAUACAAUGAUUUGUUUGAAAAAUAUUUGUCUUUUGUUGGUGUUCAGGAGGAGGAGGGGACUGUGAAAAAGAAAAAGAAUGGGCUGAAACUGAAGAUUAAAGUUAAAAAUCCUAUGUUGAGACGGUUAGUUAGCGGCGGAAUUGCUGGUGCUGUGUCUAGAACAGCUGUUGCUCCUUUGGAGACUAUAAGGACUCAUUUGAUGGUGGGGAGUAGUGGCCAUUCUAGUAGUGAAGUGUUUGAUAAUAUCAUGAAAACUGAUGGAUGGAAGGGUUUGUUUAGAGGCAAUUUGGUUAAUGUGAUUCGGGUUGCGCCUAGUAAGGCCAUUGAGCUGUUUGCAUACGACACGGUUAAUAAAGCUUUGUCGUCCAAACCUGGCGAGCAAUCUAAACUCCCCCUUCCAGCCUCACUAAUAGCUGGUGCUUGUGCUGGAGUGAGCUCAACUAUCUGCACGUAUCCGCUUGAAUUGGUCAAGACGCGACUAACCAUACAGAGAGGGGUUUAUGAUGGUAUAGUAGACGCAUUCGUGAAAAUACUGCGAGAAGAGGGUCCUGCUGAACUCUAUCGAGGCUUAGCUCCUAGCCUCAUUGGAGUUAUUCCAUAUGCUGCAACAAAUUACUUUGCUUACGACACAUUACGGAAAUCCUAUCGGAAAAUCUUUAAGCAGGAGAAGAUUGGGAACAUUGAAACCCUUUUAAUCGGAUCAGCAGCUGGAGCUAUAUCAAGUAGUGCAACUUUUCCGUUAGAGGUUGUUCGAAAGCACAUGCAAGUUGGAGCUGUCAGCGGAAGACAGGUAUACAAGAAUGUAUUUCAUGCACUUGCAACCAUUUUUGAGAAAGAAGGGAUUCAGGGUUUGUAUAAAGGGCUCGGUCCUAGCUGCAUGAAGCUGGUACCUGCAGCUGGAAUUGCUUUUAUGUGCUAUGAAGCGUGCAAGAAGAUUCUUAUCGAGGAAGAUGAAGAGCAAUAGUAGAGAUAACAAAAUAACAUUUUCUGUUAUGAAAACUGAGAUGUUUUUUUUUGUUCACACACGAGAAGAAAUGGUUUUGCAGUUUUUUAAUUAGUUGAUUUCUGCUUAUGAUUUCCCUUUUUGUUCAAAGAAUAAACAGAUCAAGUUUUGAAGAAGAUUCAGCUAAA